AUGACCAUGGCGGUGGUUGUGGUGGUUGGUGGUGGUCGCAUAACGAUAACCAAACAAGCAAAGAGUACAAGGGAUGUGCGAAUAGGUACAGCCCACAUUAAGGAAGCUAAGAAUCUCUUCGGGGACAGAACCAGUUUGGAGGAGUCCCUACUGCACAGCAUACGUGGGGCUCCAGGGCGCAUCCCAAUCCCCGCAGCGCCUCCUCCGCGGCCGCCGCCUCCUCCUCCUCCUUCCCCUCCUCCUGGCUUCAUUCACCCUCCCAGCAGCCGCGCAGCCGUUCACUCCCGGCUCAGGGCAGCGCCUGCCGCGGCUCCUCGGCUCCUGCCGCGGGUGCUGGCGGGGGCGCCGGCCCGGAAUGGGGCGCUCGCGGGCUCCCGGCUCCGGGCGGCGGCUGCCGCUGCACAUGAUCAGGAAGCGGCCGCACCAACAGGGCGGCGGUGGCGGCGGCGGCCAGGGCCGUCACCGCCACUCCAGCCGCGCUCCAGGCACCCGCACACCCGCUACCCCCGCGCGGUCCCCGAGGCCACCCCUCUGCGCCCCCCGCCCGGCACCCGGCCGCGCGCAAAGUCCCGUCCCGGCUGCAGGAGCAGUCCCUUCCCCGCCCGCAGCCGCACACCCGGCGAGGCCGGCCCUCCGAGGGGAGACCCCCGCCCCAGGGCGCCGAGGCCGGGCGACCACCCGCGGAGAAGUCCAGCCCUCCGUGAGACCCCCUCUCUCUCACCGCCCUCUCCGGGGAGGAGGAAUGGGAAGAGGGCGGCCGGGAAAGGGACCAGACCCCCAACCCCGGCCGCCGCCGCCUCCCCCCUGCGCCACCCGGAGGGAGGAGGACAUGGCUCUCCGCACUCGCGACCGGACCAGCAGCCGGGGGAGCGGGGCGCCGCCGCCGCUCUCCCCGCCCGCGCCCCCCGCCCGGGCGCGCCCCCUAGCCCGGCGGGCGCCCACCCAGCCCCUGACAGCCCCCCCGCCGGCCGCCCCUGCGCCCAGAGUGGGGGUGUCGGCCCGGGAGCCUGGAGCCGGGGACGGUUGUAUGUACACACAUACACACACACACACACACACACGCACACACACAGAACACGACGCGUCGAUUUCCUUCGCUCCUCUUCCAGCUGUUUUCCGUGCAGCCGAUUGGGGUUUUGGGCGCUCGGAGCAGCAUCUGAGAGGGCUCACUCUGAUCAUCAGCUGCACGUUAAGCCGCAAACCGGCGUCGCUUCGGCGUUCCGGAACCCAGGCCUGGGGGCCGCGGGGAUUGCCUCUGCGUGCAACUCCGGAAAGUUUCAAGGGGUCCCCCGACUGCACAGGUCCGGAAAUCGGCUUUGAUAUGGAACUACUCCGCUCUAGCCUGGAAAGGAGACCCGCGCACUCCUCUCGCAGCUAAUUUCGGAUCAUUAAUUUAAUCGGAAAUGAGGUAACCAGUGUAGGAGACAGAGAAAGCAACCGGAGCAUCAAAUGGCAGUUCUCGAGAAUCGACGAGGAACUUAAAUCUGGACUCAGGGUUUCAGUGCGGUCUCCGACUCCCACCACCCCGCCCCUCCGCCUGUCUCGCCGCCAGGUGUGACCUCCACGCGAAGGAAUCUUCUUCGGAUGGGUGCACCUUGCCAACAGGUGUGGCACCUGGAGGACUAGGAGGCGCCUCCAGACUAAGGGCGCUCAGUGCGGCGUUCUUGUUGCAGAUGAUUCUGGAAGGCCGGUAGGUGUCGGGCGACAUUUGACCUUCUUCAGGUGCUUAGAACUAAGUGUCUGGAAACAUGAUCCCUUCGCGUAAGUUUCUUUCUGAAAGCCACCAAUCUUGACUGUAAGCUGUAUUUGAGAGAUCUUUUGGCUGAGUUUACUUAUGACCUAACGGUUAGUCACCAACUGAGGCAGGGCACAGGAUGACCAAAAAAAAAGUGUCAGUUUUUACACAACUCUGGCCUGCAAGAGCCUACGUGCUUCAUAAAUAAAAAUAAACAUACGAGCGAGGAAGGUGCAGAGCCCCGGAAAUAUUUUUUUCUCACAUUUUUGAAAUACCAUGCACAUAUAUGUGGCUAUUUAAGUAUAACUACUAGUGUUCACUCUUACUCAUUUCUACAACUUUUUUUUUCCAUUUAAAAAUCGAUUAUUGUUACGGUUUAAACCUCGGGUUGAUCUAAAGUGACAUUGUUGGUCUCAUUACAGCCUCUAGUGGACAGUUAACAUCAGUUUCCUGAAAAGGCUCUGACUGGUUUUGUUUUCGUUGACAAGCUUUGUCAAGGUGAAGGUUAGUACGUAAGAGCAUAACCGGGUAAAAUGUCCCCUCACCCCUAUCCUCACCCCCGCCCCCAACACCCUGCUUGGCAAAGACGACUUCAGAAAGGAGCAGAAGCUUGUUGGCUUUGUAUAGAAAAGACGUAUGCUUUGUGCUGCAGGUAUUAUUAUUACUGGACUGUGAAUAAACAGAAAGCUUCUGCUAUUCAUUUCAGUUUCAGACAGCUUUCAUAAAAACUAAAUUCAUCUCAAAUAUUUUUAUAACAGAAAAUAUUGGUUGCCAUGUUUUUGGCUUAACUGCGAUGUUUUUAUUCCAACUCAUAAUCUGCAAACUGUCCAAUCCACCUCCACUCUAUUUUUAGACAUCUUACAUUUAGAUAAUUUUCAGUUAAAAAAAAGCUAAUAUUGUAAUUUUACGUUGGCACAAGCAGUUAAUUUACGUGAUUUUAACAACCUUAAAUUAAAACACAUAAUUCAGAUUACAGUUAGUCAAUUAAUUUAAAUGUUCUCUCAAGGAAGCUAAAUAUGUAUAUUACCCAAAUGGUAAAAACAAUUAAUAAGAAAUGUGUCAUUUACUUUCUUAGCCAUUAAGUUUAAAGCCAUAAACUGCCACCAAAAUCUGUAACUAUUUCUUCCUGCAAGAUCCAACAUAAACACCAUACUCAUGAAACCGUCUCAUUACCUUUAGUACUCAAAUAUUUUGUUUUCAGAUGGCAAAAUAUUAAAUGUACAAUCACAAAUAACAGGCACUGAUUCUUUAGAAACAAGACUUUCUCGUGCAAAUAAAAACUCAAUGAAAAAGGGCAGAGCUUCCAAGAAGCUAGUAGGCAAAUAUAUAGUACUAUAGUCCUAGUCAUAAGGCUGGUGUUAUGUUUGUAAAAGCAUAAGUCAACCUUUGAAAUUACAGGAAAUCGAUAAAUAAGGCCUGAUGAGCUUGACUCGUAUCCUGUGUCAUAGAUUGCUUAAAUACCAUGAAAAAUAAUUGUAAUCACAUAUCUAUUUUACUGUUUUGGUGGUAUCUACUCUUGAAGGUGUUAAAUGGGCCAGCAAGUAUAUAUUAUAUAAUUACAUAUUACACCCUUACUUAAAGUGUAGUUUUCAAAGUCGCCACAGCAGCACUUGGGAGCUUUUUAGACAUUCAGAGUCAAGGGUUCUACCCCAGACAUACCAAAUCAGAAUCUGCCUUUGAACCAGGCCCCUGGGUGAUUCCUAAACACAUUAUCAUGUGAAGAACACUGGUCUAUACCACAGGGAUCAACCUAAAUAAAUUUGGGCACAGGUGCAGAAGUUAAUUCCUCGAUUUAUUUCUUUUUUGCUCCUUUUUAGUAAGUACAGCCCUUAUUAAUUUGUGCUUUUCAAUGAAAAAUUAUUAUGUUAUAUGCUUUGGAUAAAUACUACUGCACUGUAAGUGCACACAUCUGCAUCAUUAUUGCCAAAAGAGAAUGCUCUGCUGAGGAAUGUGCUGGGGUCUUGAACAUGAACAUUUUCUUCAUGGCAGCAGAGGGAGCACAAGAGAGCUUAAUAAAACCAGUGCACAGAUCUCUCCAAAUCAUGACAGAUUUUAAAUUGUAGUGUAUGUUUUCAUUGGAAGUAGCCUGUUAUGUAGUUCAAAAUGAAGCAAAUCAACUGAGCAAACACAGAUAGGCUUACCAGGUCAUAACAACUAUGUAACUGAACAGAUUGAAAGUUGAAUAAAAUAAAGAUAAACUUCUUUAGAGUUUUAGGCUUGAAUUCUUAAAAGAAAGUGGACCUCAAAAGUGAAAAAGAUGCCUUAGCUUUGCUCAGAAACAAAGAUAACACAACACAGAAUCAGAAAACCCUAAGAUGCCUUAGCUUUACUCAAAAACAAAGAUAACACAGAAUCAGGCAACCCUAAGAGUAGCUCCUGUUUAUCUAAAAACAGAAUCAGUUCACUGGACCCUACAUCAGGUAACUUAAUUUCAUUUGGUGUCAUACAUGUUGGUUAAGGUCCAUGCGCCUUUCGCUGUGUUUACACUCAGAAUAAUUUUAGGGGUUUCUCCUUAAUGCUUGCAGUGGUGAGGAUUUAGGUUUCAGUUAUACCUACGUAGUAUUUCAUACUUUUCACUACUCUUCCAUAUUGCAUCCUCAAAAACUCCCUUGAAACAGAUAACAUACUUGGUAAAAGCCAAGUAUCCAAAAAGUUAUGGAACCACGUCGUGCUUUCAUAACAUUGAGUCAUUUAAUUGUUUCGGCAGUGCUUUGAGGUAUUCAUAAAUGAGGGAAAUUAUACAGACUAAAGAUCCAGAGCAUUUUUUACAGUUUUAAAGGUUUUUCAAAGUUAUUCUUAGAUAAUAUGUUUAUAUAUUUAUUAUUUAUUUACAAGCAGUAACUUAUUCUGCAUCUACAAUAACUAAGACCUGAGAAUAUAAAAUUGAGUAAGAUAUCUUAGUGUGCAAGGAGAUCAGAGCAGAACAGAUCUUACCUUUGGAAAACUGUUAAUUUUUACCACGAUGAAACACAAAGAUUCAUAGUUGAUGCGAUCCAGCACCUGCCAGAAUCAUAGCAAUCAGACUUCCAAAUAUGAGAAUCAAACAUUAGAAUCAUUAAAAAUUUGAGAGGCGGGGGGGACAGUUGUACAACUCUUGAGCAAAAGUUGACUUAUAAGCUAAUAUUAAUAUUUCAAAUUUGUACGACAAACAAAUGUGAAGAUAUAAUGUGUAUUUUAUUUGAAUGUCUUCCCUAUCACAAAAUCACAUGAGUAAGUUGAGUUGGUAAACAUUUAUUUAUUUUUAUCUUUUCUAAAAUGCUGAAAAGAAUUUUUCUCCCACACUAAAGAGGGUUUGCCAAGUUUCUGCCUGGAGCAAUUUGUUAUGGCUGUGUAAUAAAUCCCAGAAAGUUUGAAUUUUUAAUGGAAACACUGACAGAAUAAAGAGGGUGUAAUCCUACAUAUGUCAUUUAAAAAUCUGAGCAAACCAUAGUGUGCUUGCAAAACAAAUAUACUUUCCUUAGAUUGCACUCACAAAUAAGGCUGGGGAGACCAGAAAAGUAAAACAAACUCAAAACAAAAGUGAAAAACACUCACACAAUAGACUCUGAGGUCAGCUCACCACACCCAGACUAAAGUCACUGGGCUCUGUGCGUGGCACCAAGACUCUUAAAAGACAUACUUCUGAAUCAUCUUUCUUGACCCUCCACCAAACUGUAGCAAGACAGGCUUCCUGGGAAUGAAAAUGACAUUAGCAUUAGUCAAGAGUGAAAUUAAAGUCAUUGUACUCAAACAUCUGCCAACAGUCUAUGAUUUCAUAGUACCCACCUCUGAAAUAAGACUCUGUCUACAAUUAAAAACAAAGAAAAAAAGGUACUUUAGGUCUUCACUAUCCACUAUGUCUACUGAGCACUUGAAAUGUGUGAUUAGUCCAAAUUAACAUGUGCUGUAAGUGUGAAAUAUUCCUCAGAUUUUAAAAACUUGGUAUAAAAAAUACAUAUUUUACAUAUAAUAUAUAUUAUUCAUUAUUCUUAUAUUAUUAAUUUUAUGUAUUAUAUAUACACACAUGUAAUAUCUCCAUUUUUACUUUGAUUAAAUGUUGAAAAUAUUGGGUUAUUUUUUAAUAGUGUAUAUUGGGUUAAAUAAAAUAUAUUAUUAAACUUCA
Molecule: messenger RNA, 5837 nt
Organism: Gorilla gorilla gorilla (western lowland gorilla)
Lineage: Eukaryota; Metazoa; Chordata; Mammalia; Primates; Hominidae
Product: basic proline-rich protein-like
Exons: 5
Coding region: 1-1320 (439 amino acids)
Source: RefSeq, a predicted model, not a curated record